This is a messenger RNA of Aphidius gifuensis, 1593 nucleotides long. RefSeq lists its product as uncharacterized. Gene Ontology annotation, cellular component: nucleus. The transcript is spliced from 3 exons. The record is from RefSeq and is a predicted model, not a curated record. Lineage: Eukaryota; Metazoa; Arthropoda; Insecta; Hymenoptera; Braconidae. Gene Ontology annotation, biological process: protein import into nucleus. Bases 102 to 785 code for a protein of 227 amino acids.
AUUCAACAACAAAAUUUGUACCAAUUUGUACUGUGAUAUUUAUGUUAUUUUUUGUUUUUUUUUUUGUUAAAAAUUGUUACAAGUAAAUAAAUAAAUAAAUAAUGUCUCAAUUUGUUAAUGAUCGUGUGUCAAUGAAAUUAAAUACAAAAGCUGCUGUUGAUAAAAUUAGAUUUGGAAGUCCAGAAUUAAAACAAGUUCUCAGACAGAGAUGUCGAGAAAAAUUACGUGAAAAAAGAGGUGAAUUAUUUAAUUCAAAAAGACUUGGAUUUUUAAAUAAUGACAAUGAAAUAUAUCAAGAAAAACUUCAUGAUAUUGUCAGAAAAGAAAUUAUUGAUAUUACAACAUCAACAACAACAGCAACAAUGGAUAUUGAUAAUCCUAAUAAUGUUAUAAUACCAUUGACAUUGGAAGAAUCAAUUGAACUUGAACGUGAAAUUAUUGCUGAACAAGAAAAAUGGCUAUGGAUAGAAGAACAAGAAAAAAUUGAAGAAAGCAAAUUGUUAUAUUAUGGUGAACAAUCAAUGGAAAUACAAGUUAUUUGUCCAAUUUGUGAAAAAGGAUUAAUAAAACCAACACCAAGUGGUUUAUCAUGUCGUGUUUGUCAACUUAAAUUGCCUCCAACAAUGACACUUGAACAACUUAGUUAUUCAUUGGAACAUCAUAUAUUUUUACACUCUAAAAAAUGUCCAGAACGAGCUUCAUUUGAGGCUAUUAUUUCUGAAAGUAAUACAGUUGAACUUUAUCUUGCUUGUGAAGAUUGUUUUUCAUUUGCAAUUAUUCGAUAAAAUAAUAUCAAUUUUUUAAAUUAACGUCAUAUCUUAAUAAUUAUGUAAAUAAUUUUUUAAUUAUGUUUUUGUUUAUUGUGUGUCAUUUUACAGUAUUUAGUGCCCAGCACAAAUUAAAUUUAGACAAUAUUUUUAAAUAGUCAUCAUUUGGCCAGAUGUCUUGGGAAAAAUAUAUUCAUAUACAUACACAAUCAUACGCAAAUUUAAAAAUAACAACAACAACGACAACAACAAUACAUUUUAUUAUUAUUAUUAUUAUUAUUUUAAUCAAUAAAUAUAAUUUUUAAUUUUUAUUAAUUUUCGCUAGCUGGCCGAGUAGUUGUAUUUUAUCUUUUUUUUAUCACAGCUGUAUUGUUAUUUAUUUUAAUAAUAAUAAUAAUAAUAUCAAUUAUUUUUAUAUAUUUAAAACUAUUCAUGUUUUCCAAUUUACUUUUUAUGUAAAAAUAUUGAUGAAAUUUUUACUACUAGUAUGUAUAAUAAUUUGUGUUUGAAAUAAAAUUUCUAUAUUAAUAUUAUUUUCUUGUGCAUGUUUUUUUCUUGCCAAUUUUAACAAAAUGUUUGAGCUAUUAUCAAUCUAUUUGUUUUCUAUUUCAUCUCAAUGAAUCGAUUGAUUGUAAUUAUAUAUUAUUGUCACAUACAUAACACACACACACACACACAAUUGUAUUUAAAAUAACAAUAAAUUAAUUUACAUACAUAUAGAGCAAACAUUAACUUUGAGUUAUUAUUAUGAAUUGCCACCGCAUGAAUUAUAAAAUAAAGAAUACUACUACAUAAUACAUAUGUACUAUUUACUUGACAAUCAGAA